This is a messenger RNA of Camellia sinensis, 564 nucleotides long. NCBI's taxonomy places the organism in Eukaryota, Viridiplantae, Streptophyta, Magnoliopsida, Ericales, Theaceae. The record is from RefSeq and is a predicted model, not a curated record.
AUGGGACCUCCCGAUACAAGGAGACGGGAUAAACGGUGUGAGUAUCAUAAAAACCACAGUCAUGACACCGACAGUUGUUAUGCACUGAAGGAUCACUUGGAGGAGCUAGUGCAAGAUAGCCGGUUGGUGCAACACGUCCGGAAGAAUAGUUCAUCGAACGCAGUAGCCUCACGGCCGGAUUCGCCUCCACUUGGUGUAAUUCAUAUGAUAUACAGCUUGCCGACAUCAUCCGAGGUGUAUACGAUUCAGGUGCAAUCUAGGCCGAUCACACGAGCAAAACAGCCCCAUGAAACUGGGAGGAUUAGUUUCGAUGACACCGACUUAGUUGGAGUAACUCUCCCCCACACUGAUCCCCUCGUAGUCAAGCUGCGCGUGAACAGAUUCACCAUUGAACAUGUUCUCAUUGAUCAAGGAAGUACUUCGGAAAUAAUGUAUUACAAAACAUUUGUCAAGCUUGGCUUCACUGACUCAGAUCUAUCGCCGGCUGAUUAUCCAUUAUUCGACUUCAACGCUACCGGUUCGAGCAGGUACCAAAUCAGUAGAUGUAGAAUUCUUGGUUGUUAA